CGGCGGGUUCCCUGGACGCCACUUCUCUUGUCUGAGGGGCGCCGCACAGGAGUUAUCAAGAAGCCGCCAGGUGACUCAAGCGCGUCCUCCCAGCCAUGAGCAGCGAGCAGGACAAAUCAGCCAGGAGAGAAAAAUCCAAGACACCAGUCAGAUUUUUACCACAGUCAUCUACGGAUAAGUCAGCCAGCAAAGAAAAAUCCAAGACACUAGGAAGAGUUUUACCACAGUUGGCUACGGUGAGUACAAAGCCCCACUGGCAGCAGGCAGCUCCAUCAUUCCAUUUGAAUAUAAAACAGGAUGAUGAAAUUCCAGAGCCAUUUAGUGUUAAAAACGAGCAGUCAUAUGCUGAAUACCUGGAACACUUUGGAAAAAAGGGCAAAACAAUGGACCAAACUGAGGACAGUUAUGCCGGACCAUCUACUUCUAAAACCAAGAGCAAAUCUCUACAUAAAGAACGAGAAAACUUUAGAAGCACUCUGGUUAACAUCAUUAUGCAACAAGAUGCUGUGUUAGACUCAGCUAGCCCUGAUGAAAGCAUAUUUCCAAAACCGACCACUUCUGCAAUAGAGAAGGACAUCUUGAGAUAUUACUAUUAUAUUCACCAUGGAAUUGAUACAGACCAUGUAGCCCCAAUGGAAGAUUCUUGGCUAGAACAUGUAUUGAAUUUAGUCCCCCAACAUCUGAAAGUCCUCACCAACAGCAUACUUGCAUUAUCUGAUGAAAUGAGAGAAGAUUAUCAUCUUAGUGUAAAAAAAUCCAUAGUUGAUUUUGUUUUGAAAGAUCCUAGGGAAAAAGAAGAUGAUAAAAAAACAGAUGAAAUUCUACCCCAUCGUGCAGAAAUGGAAGUUCUUCCAAAACCUUGGAGGAAAUCUUUUUUAGCUGCAAGCAAUUAUAUUAAGGAUCACUUGAACACAAUGAACCCCACAAUGUUGGCUGUGCUAGAUUUAUGGCACAGUACUUUUAAGUGGUUUCCAGAAGUUCAGAAUAUUUAUUACCAAGGUAAUAAAAAAAAGCAAUUGCCAACUGGUGACAGCAGUGUCAAAUUGGAAUCUUUUUUCAACUGCGCUGCUACGCUUAUGACUUUACAGCUGCAAGAACUCACUUUGGUCUCCAUGCAGGAUUUCACAGACUUAAUAGCACAACCAUCAGAUUCUGUUAGAGCUUUCGAACAUCCAGGUUUCAUCAUGAGGCUGAUUCUUGAAAAUGACACCAUUAAGUUUGAACCUGAGUUCAGUGACUAUAUAGACAUCCUUCUAAAUGUUUAUGAUACCAUGAUUAAGGCUGUCAGUUUUGUGCCAAGAGUUGAGACAAAAUUGUAUUCCAAGUGGGAAAGUAAGUCUAAACCAACAACCUUGAAGCCAGUAAUUCUGAGUGAAAUUGUCAAAGCCCACAAAGAAAAGGUGAAGGAAGUAAUAAUGAGAGAGAGCGUGGCACCUACCGAACACCUCAGACUCUAUGACAAGUAUGACUUUCUGAUCACCAAAAAAGCUGAGCAAGAUGUUGAUGAUUUCCUUGAAGAAAAUCAUAGCUAUGAGAAAAUAAUACAAGAAAUUCGCAAAUACCAAAAACUAAUAGAGGAGAUACAGUACACAUCUAGAAAGACUGUUCGUUUAGGAAUGUUUGAAAUGCGCUGUGAGGAAUUAAUCAGAGCUUUGGUGAAGCGAGCAGAAAUUAUCUGUGGAAAACUUAUAGCUAAAAUGUUCCGAGAUCAUCAGGAAGUAAAUACAAGAUUAUGUGAUGAAUUUGAGAAGAUAGCUGAAAAAGCUCUUAGCACUCCUCCAAAUACAGCAGAACUAAUGGAAAUGAAGGCUUAUAUUCAGAAAGUAGAGACAACUGACAUGGUUGAACUGGGCCAGAGAUUGGUGGAUUCUAAAAACUGCCUCGCUUUCCUCAUUGAGUGCACAAACUUUUCUCCAGCAGACAUAAGGCUAAAUAAUAAUGUGUUCCAGUGGUAUGGAAGAAUGGAUGAAGUUUUUGAUGAGCACAGGAAAAUCAUUAAGGAGAAAACAGAACAAUAUCAAGAAGGCCUGAAGUUACGAUGUGAACGGUUUGUGGAGGAAUUGGAGAGUUAUGCUAAACAGGCCGAAGAAUUUUACUCCUUUGGAGACCUUCAGGAUGUACAGCGAUACCUGAAAAAGGCUCAAGCACUGAAUGGAAAGUUGGACUUAGCAGCAGAAAAGAUUGAGCAAUUUAAUGCUGAAGAAGAGGCGUUUGGUUGGCUACCAUCAAUAUAUCCUCAACGUAAAAAAAUCCAAGAUGGUUUGAACCCUUACCUUCGUCUCUACGAAACUGCUGUUGAAUUUAGCAACAAAUACCGAGGAUGGACUGAAGGCCCAUAUCAUAAGGUGAAUCCAGACCAAGUAGAAACAGAUGUUGGAAAUUACUGGAGAGGACUGUAUAAGCUGGAGAAAAUCUUCCACGAUUCUCCAAAUGCAUUGGCAAUGACAAAAAAAGUAAGAGCAAAGGUAGAAGAUUUCAAGCAGCACAUUCCUCUCAUUCAAGUGAUCUGUAAUCCUGGUUUGCGCCCCAGGCACUGGGAGGCCAUGUCCAACAUUGUUGGCUACCCACUGCAGCCAGCAGAUGACUCCACUGUCUUCACUUUUUUAGACAUGGAUUUGGAACCAUAUUUAGAUAGGUUUGAAGGUAUUAGUGAAGCAGCUAGCAAAGAAUAUUCUCUUGAAAAGUCCAUGGACAAGAUGACUAAUGAGUGGGAUACAAUGGAAUUUGUCAUUCUUCCUUAUAGAGAAAGUGGGACGUUUAUUCUGUCAUCAGUUGAUGAAAUUCAGAUGUUGUUGGAUGACCACAUUAUUAAAACACAAACUAUGCGAGGCUCUCCUUUCAUCAAGCCUUAUGAAAAACAAAUAAGAGAAUGGGAGAGCAAGCUCCUGCUGCUUCAGGAAAUUCUGGAUGAAUGGCUCAAGGUCCAAGCCACAUGGCUAUAUUUGGAGCCCAUUUUCAGUUCUCCAGACAUUAUGUCUCAAAUGCCUGAGGAAGGAAGACGAUUUACAACUGUGGAUAAAACAUGGAGAGAUAUAAUGAAAAGUGUUGUACAAGACAGACGUGUUCUACAAGUUGUAACUAUUGAGAGAAUGCUGGAAAGGCUGAAAAAAUCAAAUGAACUUUUGGAACUCAUUCUUAAAGGACUUAAUGAAUAUUUGGAAAAGAAACGUCUUUUCUUCCCCAGAUUCUUUUUCUUGUCUAAUGAUGAACUUCUUGAGAUACUGUCUGAGACUAAAGAUCCCACUAGGGUGCAACCUCACUUGAAGAAAUGUUUUGAAGGAAUUGCAAAAGUAGAAUUUACAGAAAUGUUAGACAUUACUCACAUGAAGAGUAGUGAAGGAGAGGUUGUGGAACUCACAGAGACCAUUUCAACGGCCAAAGCCAGAGGUCAAGUGGAGAAGUGGUUGGUUGAAUUAGAGAGAGUCAUGAUUAAAUCCAUCCACAAGGUAAUCAGAGCUGCAUUGCUUGCCUAUACACAAAAUAUGCGAAUUAACUGGGUGAGAGAUUGGCCAGGACAGACAGUGCUCUGUGUAUCUCAAAUCUUUUGGACGAUGGAAGUACAAACAGCUAUUUCAACGGGACAAGAGGCUCUUGAGCAAUACUUGGAAAAAUGUAACAUGCAAAUUGAUGAUAUUGUGACUUUGGUCCGUGGCAAAUUGUCCAAGCAGAAUCGUGUUACUCUGGGAGCCCUUGUGGUGCUGGAUGUCCAUGCUAGGGAUGUCCUCGCAUCACUUGUGAAAAAAAAAGUUAGUGAUGACUCUGACUUCGAGUGGUUAAGUCAGCUUAGGUACUAUUGGCAAGAGAAUAAUUUAGAAACAAAGAUGAUCAAUGCUGGCUUACGAUAUGGAUAUGAGUAUCUGGGUAAUUCCCCUCGGUUGGUUAUUACUCCACUCACGGAUCGAUGUUACAGAACCUUGUUUGGAGCCCUUCACCUGCACCUUGGAGGAGCACCUGAAGGGCCAGCUGGCACUGGAAAGACUGAAACUACCAAAGAUUUAGCAAAAGCAGUGGCCAAACAAUGUGUUGUUUUCAACUGCUCUGAUGGGUUGGAUUAUCUGGCUUUAGGAAAAUUCUUUAAGGGACUGUUAUCUUGUGGAGCCUGGGCUUGCUUUGAUGAGUUUAACAGAAUUGAUUUGGAAGUACUGUCCGUGGUUGCUCAACAAAUUCUUACUAUCCAAAGAGGUAUUAAUGCAGGUGUCGAUACACUAGUGUUUGAAGGAACUGAGUUAAAACUUGACCCCACUUGCGCUGUCUUUAUAACCAUGAACCCAGGAUAUGCUGGGCGAUCAGAGCUGCCGGAUAAUCUGAAGGCUCUCUUUCGGACAGUAGCAAUGAUGGUGCCUGACUAUGCCAUGAUUGCUGAAAUAGUCUUGUACUCCUGUGGGUUUGUCACAGCUCGGCCACUGUCUGUAAAAAUCGUGGCUACCUACCGCUUGUGUUCAGAGCAAUUGUCCUCGCAACAUCACUAUGACUAUGGCAUGAGAGCCGUGAAGUCCGUGCUCACCGCUGCUGGGAAUCUGAAGCUGAAAUAUCCAAAUGAAAAUGAAGAAAUUUUGCUGCUUAGAUCUAUUAUUGAUGUAAAUCUGCCAAAAUUUUUGUCCCAUGAUUUACCACUCUUUGAGGGAAUCACUUCAGAUUUGUUUCCUGGUGUGAAAUUACCAAAACCAGAUUAUAAUGAUUUGCUAGCAGCUAUCAAAGACAAUUGUGAAUCCAUGAAUUUGCAAAUGACCAGAUUCUUUUCUGAGAAGAUACUUCAAAUAUAUGAAAUGAUGAUUGUGCGUCAUGGUUUUAUGAUUGUUGGGGAACCGUUUGGAGGAAAAACCAGUGCAUACCGUGUCUUAGCUGGAGCACUAAAUGACAUAUGUGAAAAGGGGUUGAUGGAAGAGAACAAGGUUCAAAUCACUGUUCUAAACCCCAAGUCUGUCACCAUGGGUCAGCUGUACGGACAGUUUGACGUGGUGUCACAUGAGUGGUCCGAUGGUGUCCUCGCUGUCAGCUUCAGAGCAUUUGCUACUUCAACGACACCAGAUAGGAAAUGGUUAAUUUUCGAUGGACCAGUAGAUGCAGUGUGGAUUGAGAAUAUGAAUACGGUGUUGGAUGAUAACAAAAAGCUGUGUCUGAUGAGUGGGGAGAUUAUUCAGAUGUCACCACAAAUGAAUCUUAUUUUCGAACCAAUGGAUUUGGAAGUUGCUUCUCCUGCUACUGUUUCCAGAUGUGGUAUGAUUUACAUGGAGCCUCACAUGUUAGGCUGGAGACCACUAAUGUUGUCUUGGAUAAAUCUUCUACCUGCUGCGAUUAGUCUUAUUCAGAAAGAAUUUAUAGUAGGCUUGUUUGACAGAAUGGUCCCAGUUUCUGUUGAAUUUAUUAGAAAGCAUGCAAAGGAAUUAUCUCCUACUUCAGAUACAAACUUAGUCCGAUCCUUAAUGAAUCUAAUAGACUGUUUUAUGGAUGACUUUGCCGAUGAAGUCAAGGUGAGAGAGAGAAAUGAUCGAGAAACAUACUCUUUACUGGAGGGCAUUUUUCUGUUUUCAUUGAUCUGGUCCAUUGGAGCUUCCUGUAAAGAUGAUGAUCGGUUGAAAUUUGAUAAGAUUCUUCGAGAACUAAUGGAAGGCCCAAUUUCCGAACUAACUCGAAAUAAAUUUAAAUUACUGAGUGGCAUGGAACAAACGUCUUCAAAAGCACUAACUGUCCCAUUUCCUGAAAAAGGAACAAUUUAUGAUUAUCAAUUUGUCACUGAGGGAAUAGGAAAAUGGGAACCAUGGGUAAAGAAAUUGGCAGAUACUCCUCAAAUUCCUAAGGAUAUGAUGUUUAAUGAAAUCAUUGUACCAACUCUGGACACGGUUCAAUGCUCUGCUUUAAUGGAAUUGUUGACCACCCAUAAAAAGCCUUCAAUAUUUGUAGGACCAACAGGAACUGGAAAGAGUGUUUAUAUUAUUAAUUUUCUUUUAAAUCAACUCAAUAAAGAAAUCUACAAGCCUCUACUAAUUAACUUCUCAGCACAAACUACAGCAGCUCAAACUCAGAAUAUUAUCAUGUCAAAAUUGGACAAAAGAAGAAAGGGAGUUUUUGGUCCUCCUUUGGGCAAGAGAAUGGUUGUCUUUGUAGAUGAUGUCAAUAUGCCCGCUCGGGAAGUAUAUGGGGCUCAGCCUCCCAUAGAGUUGCUUAGACAAUGGUUAGAUCACUGGAAUUGGUAUGACCUAAAAGAUUGUUCUAUGAUUAAACUAGUGGACAUUCAAAUCAUGUGUGCUAUGGGACCUCCAGGUGGUGGUCGAAAUCCAGUAACUCCCCGAUAUAUGAGACAUUUCAACAUUAUAACAAUCAAUGAGUUUAGUGAUAAAUCCAUGUUUACAAUCUUCUCUAGAAUCUUAACCUGGCAUUUAAAAAUCUGUUAUAAAUUUCCAGACGAUUUUCUAGAUUUGACCACACAAAUUGUUAAUGGUACGAUGGCUCUAUAUAAAGAAGCCAUGAAGAAUCUCUUGCCUACUCCAGCUAAAUCUCACUACUUGUUCAACCUCCGUGAUUUCUCCCGUGUCAUUCAGGGAGUUUGCCUGUCCAGACCAGAAACAGCAGAAACCAAAGUAGUGAUUAAACGUCUCUGGGUUCAUGAGGUCCUUAGAGUAUAUUAUGAUCGCCUUCUGGAUAAUGCAGAUAGAAGUUGGCUUAUCAACUACAUUCAAGAAAUUUUGAAAAAAUACAUGGAUGAAGAUUUUCAUGAGCUUUUUCAGCACUUAGAUUUCGAUAAUGAUGGCGUGGUGGAAGAAGAUGACUUGCGUAGCUUAAUGUUUUGUGAUUUUCAUGAUCCCAGGCGGGAGGACACCAACUACAGAGAAGUUGAGGAUGUGGAUAAUCUUCGGGUGAUAGCAGAAGCUCACCUAGAAGAAUACAACAAUAUGAGCAAAAAACCCAUGAGCCUUGUCUUGUUCCGAUUUGCCAUAGAACACAUCAGCAGAAUUUCCAGGAUCCUGAAGCAGCCUCGCAGCCAUGCUCUUCUGGUUGGUGUUGGAGGGAGUGGAAGGCAGUCUGUCACCAGAUUAGCUGCCCACAUGGCUGACUAUUCAGUUUUUCAGGUUGAAAUCUCCAAGGGCUAUGAUACUUCUGAGUGGCAUGAGGAUUUAAAAGUGAUCUUAAGGAAAUGUGCCGAAGGUGAGAUGCAGGGUGUCCUCCUGUUUACAGACACUCAGAUAAAAAGGGAGUCAUUUCUAGAAGAUGUCAACAAUCUACUGAAUGCCGGGGAGGUUCCAAAUCUCUUCGCGUUAGAUGAGAAGCAGGAGAUAUGUGAUAAGAUGCGUCAGUUAGAUCGCCAACGGGAUAAAACCAAACAAACAGAUGGAAGCCCCAUAGCUCUUUUCAAUAUGUUUAUUGAUCGCUGCCGCAACCAGCUGCAUGUGGUCCUCGCCAUGAGUCCCAUUGGAGAUGCAUUCCGGAUCCGCCUUAGGAAGUUCCCUGCUCUUGUUAACUGCUGUACUAUUGACUGGUUUCAGUCAUGGCCUGAAGAUGCACUCCAGGCAGUUGCCUCACGCUUCUUGGAAGAAAUUGAAAUGUCAGAGGAAAUACGAGAAGGCUGUAUCAACAUGUGUAAAAGCUUCCACACUUCUACUAUAGAUUUAUCUACAUCCUUCUAUGUUGAACUUCAAAGAUAUAAUUAUGUGACUCCUACCUCUUAUCUUGAAUUAAUCUCCACCUUCAAAAUCUUGUUGGAAAAAAAAAGAAGUGAAGUCGUGAAAAUGAAAAAGAGGUAUGAAGUGGGUUUGGACAAACUGGAUUCUGCCGCAUCUCAAGUAGCCACAAUGCAAAUUGAGUUGGAGGCGCUACAUCCUCAGUUAAAAGUUGCUAGCAAAGAGGUGGAUGAAAUGAUGGCAAUCAUUGAGAGGGAGUCUGUAGAAGUUGCCAAAACUGAAAAAGUAGUGAAAGCUGAUGAAACAAUAGCAAAUGAACAAGCUAUGGCCGCCAAAGCCAUCAAAGACGAAUGUGACGCGGACCUGGCAGAGGCCCUGCCCAUCUUGGAGUCAGCCCUGUCUGCCCUGGAUAUUCUCACUGCGCAGGACAUUACAGUGGUAAAAUCCAUGAAGAGUCCUCCUGCUGGUGUCAAGCUUGUUAUGGAAGCUAUAUGCAUCUUGAAAGGCAUCAAAGCUGACAAAAUCCCUGACCCAACAGGUUCAGGAAAAAAAAUAGAAGAUUUCUGGGGUCCAGCUAAGAGACUUCUUGGUGACAUUCGAUUUCUACAGUCACUUCAUGAAUAUGACAAGGACAACAUUCCUGCAGCAUAUAUGAGUAUCAUAAGAAAAAAUUAUAUUCCAAAUCCAGAUUUUGUUCCAGAAAAGAUUAGAAAUGCUUCCACUGCAGCCGAAGGUCUGUGCAAAUGGGUCAUAGCAAUGGAUUCGUAUGAUAAAGUGGCAAAAAUAGUAGCUCCUAAAAAGAUAAAACUGGCUGCUGCCGAAGGGGAGCUUAAAAUUGCUAUGGAUGGUCUUCGUAAGAAGCAGGCCGCCCUGCGCGAAGUUCAGGACAAGCUGGCCAAGCUUCAGGAUACCCUUGAGCUGAAUAAGCAGAAGAAGGCUGAUUUGGAAAACCAGGUUGACUUGUGCAGCAAAAAGCUAGAAAGAGCCGAGCAGCUGAUUGGAGGCCUUGGGGGUGAGAAAACACGCUGGAGCCUUACAGCUUUGGAGUUGGGGCAGUUGUACAUCAACCUGACAGGUGACAUCCUCAUUUCCUCAGGAGUUGUUGCUUACCUGGGUGCCUUUACAUCGAGCUAUCGACAGAACCAAAUCAAGGAGUGGACAAAUUUGUGCAAAAGCAAAGACAUUCCCUGCUCUGAUGAUUAUUCUCUUAUGGGUAUCCUGGGAGAAGCUGUGACAAUUCGAACCUGGAAUAUUGCUGGGUUACCUUCCGACUCAUUUUCCAUUGAUAACGGGAUCAUCAUAAUGAAUGCAAGAAGGUGGCCUCUGAUGAUAGAUCCUCAAGGCCAGGCUAAUAAAUGGAUCAAGAACAUGGAAAAAACCAAUAGUCUUCAUCUGAUUAAAUUAAAUGAUCCUGACUAUGUCAGGACUCUGGAAAAUUGCAUCCAGUUUGGUACCCCUGUGUUGCUAGAAAAUGUUGGAGAAGAACUAGAUCCUAUUCUGGAACCUCUUCUACUAAAACAGACCUUUAAGCAGGGUGGGAGUACAUGUAUCCGACUUGGGGACUCUACCAUUGAAUACGCACCAGAUUUCCGCUUCUAUAUUACUACCAAGCUAAGAAAUCCUCAUUAUCUUCCUGAAACAUCAGUAAAGGUAACAUUAUUAAACUUCAUGAUCACUUCUGAGGGAAUGCAAGAUCAGCUGUUGGGAAUUGUGGUGGCACGAGAGAGGCCAGACCUUGAAGAAGAAAAACAAGCCUUGAUACUGCAAGGAGCUGAAAACAAAAGGCAGUUAAAAGAAAUAGAAGACAAGAUUUUAGAAGUUCUUUCAUCUUCGGAAGGCAAUAUAUUAGAAGAUGAAACCGCUAUUAAGAUAUUAUCUUCCUCCAAGGCUUUGGCUAAUGAGAUUUCUCAAAAGCAGGAAGUAGCAGAAGAGACAGAGAAGAAGAUAGAUAACACCCGCAUGGGCUAUCGGCCUAUUGCCAUCCAUUCCACCAUCCUGUUCUUCUCCAUUGCUGAUCUAGCUAACAUCGAGCCCAUGUACCAAUACUCACUGACCUGGUUUAUUAACCUUUACAUCCUGUCUAUUGAAAAUUCAGAGAAAUCAGAGAUUUUAGCAAAAAGGCUUCAGAUUCUGAAGGAUCACUUUACUUACUCCCUGUAUGUUAAUGUCUGCCGAUCGCUCUUUGAAAAGGAUAAGCUACUCUUUUCCUUUUGUCUAACUAUAAAUCUGCUACUACAUGAACGUGCGAUUAAUAAAGCUGAGUGGAGAUUUCUGCUGACUGGUGGCAUUGGAUUGGAUAAUCCUCAUGCCAACCCUUGCACAUGGCUUCCUCAAAAAUCAUGGGAUGAAAUAUGUCGACUGGAUGAUUUACAUUCCUUCAAAACCAUUCGUAGGGAGUUUAUGCACUUAAAGGAUGGAUGGAAAAAAGUAUAUGAUAGUUUGGAGCCACAUCAUGAGGUUUUUCCUGAAAAUUGGGAAGAUAAAGCAAAUGAGUUUCAAAGGAUGCUUAUCAUUCGUUGCUUGAGGCCAGACAAGGUUAUUCCAAUGCUGCAAGAAUUUAUAAUCAACAGAUUGGGGCGCACAUUCAUUGAGCCACCCCCCUUUGAUUUAUCCAAGGCAUUUGGAGAUAGUAACUGCUGUUCACCACUGAUUUUUGUGCUUUCUCCCGGAGCAGAUCCCAUGGCUGCCCUUCUAAAAUUUGCUGAUGACCAGGGAUAUGGGGGAUCAAAACUUAGCUCUUUAUCUCUUGGUCAAGGCCAAGGGCCCAUAGCUAUGAAGAUGAUAGAAAAAGCUAUCAAGGAAGGAACAUGGGUUGUUCUUCAGAAUUGUCACCUUGCCACCUCUUGGAUGCCAACCCUCGAGAAAGUUUGCGAGGAGUUAAGCCCAGAAUCCACACAUCCAGAUUUCCGCAUUUGGCUGACAAGUUACCCAUCACCAAACUUCCCCGUGUCUGUCCUGCAGAAUGGCGUGAAAAUGACCAAUGAAGCACCGAAAGGUUUACGAGCUAAUAUCAUUCGAUCAUACCUCAUGGACCCAAUCUCUGACCCGGAGUUCUUUGGCAGCUGCAAAAAGCCUGAGGAAUUCAAGAAAUUACUUUAUGGUCUCUGCUUCUUUCAUGCUUUGGUGCAAGAGAGACGGAAAUUUGGACCCCUGGGGUGGAAUAUUCCUUAUGAGUUCAAUGAGACUGACCUAAGAAUCAGCGUACAGCAACUCCACAUGUUCCUGAACCAGUAUGAGGAGCUGCCUUACGAAGCUCUGCGGUACAUGACAGGUGAAUGCAAUUACGGAGGCAGGGUGACUGACGACUGGGAUCGGCGCACCCUGCGCAGCAUUCUGAACAAAUUCUUCAACACAGAAUUAGUCCAAAACCCAAGCUAUAAAUUCGACUCAAGCGGCAUCUAUUUUGUUCCUCCUUCUGGUGAUCACAAAAGCUACAUCGAAUACACAAAGACUCUGCCCCUGAACCCUGCACCGGAAAUCUUUGGGAUGAAUGCCAAUGCAGAUAUCACUAAAGAUCAGUCGGAAACUCAACUGCUGUUUGAUAACAUUCUUCUCACACAGGUAUGUGCUUGGUGCAGGAACUGGCUUCUGAGGCUGGAAUGGAUGCUGCCCAAGCAGCGUGGGCCAUCUGGUCAAGUACAGAACCAUUUUAAGGAAAAGACAAAAAUUCCCAUAUACCUUAAAUAUGAAUUUAAACAUUAA
Molecule: messenger RNA, 11318 nt
Organism: Leptonychotes weddellii (Weddell seal)
Lineage: Eukaryota; Metazoa; Chordata; Mammalia; Carnivora; Phocidae
Source: RefSeq, a predicted model, not a curated record